Molecule: messenger RNA, 3375 nt
Organism: Saprolegnia diclina VS20
Lineage: Eukaryota; Oomycota; Saprolegniomycetes; Saprolegniales; Saprolegniaceae
Exons: 6
Coding region: 26-3310 (1094 amino acids)
Source: RefSeq, a predicted model, not a curated record
CGGAUACGAGGCCAGAAUCCUGCGGAUGACGAGCUGCGUGUGCGGGACGGCGCUCACGGAGCGUGACGCGACCUUCGCUGUGAGCCAUGAGAACCGCGUGCGCGUCUACGCGUCCAGCGAGCUCUACCUUCUGCACGAGUUCUCGUCGAUCCACGGGCGCAUCCUCCGCCUCUUCCACACGACGUUCUGCGACGCGCUCGUGACGCUCGAGACAGACGCCGGCGACAGCAGCGACUGCUACCUCUGCGUCUACCACGACUGGCGCGCGCCGUCGCUUGAUGCGCGCAAGCUCGUGCGCGCCUACACGCUGCCGCUCGCGAUCGACGACCCACGCGCCGUGUGCCUAAGCGUCUGCGCCUUUACGGGCCGCGUCGCACUGGCGACGCCGUCGAGCCCGGGCCUCAACCUCUGGCAGACCAGCGACGGCUUCUUCGAGCACGUCAUGGAGCUCAGCAUCGACAUGGCCAUUGCGCAUGUGGCCGUGCACGGUGCAUACGUGGCCGUCGCGUCAUCGACCGAGGUCCGCGUCCUUGAAGUGCAAGUCGUCACAGACGCCUCGGCGUCGCCCGCCACGGCGCCGACGUCCAAGAUGGUCUACCAGAAGAAGGAGCUCAUCUACAACACGCUCGAGAAGGACCACCUGCCGACAAUCCGCAUCCCGAGCCUGAGCGGCCGGUCGCCAGCGCCAUUGCCGUCGCCGACGCCGCGCCACCGCGUCCGCGUCAUGGCCAAAGACGACGCGACGCUCGAGGCGUACAACCUUGCGGGCCUCGUCCGCGACGAAGACGUGCGCGUGAACGCCGCCAUGGAGUUCGUGCAGUGCCACGCCAAGGUGCUUUUGCAGCGGUUCGUGCCGCCCAACCACGCGAUCGACGCGCUGCGCUUCUUGCCCGAGACGAUCGCAAAUGGCCGCCUCGCGCAGAGCCAGAGCUACGCGCGCCUCCUCGUGGGCACCUCGACCGAGGCCUUCCUCUACUACCUCCUCGCGGACCAGGUCGACACGACGCGGGAUCAAAUGUCCAGAAAGAUCCUGCAGCGCGCCGAAGACCCGCUGCGGGGCAUCGUUGAGCCGAUCGCGAUCACAGCCACUGGCCACUUGUCGUCGUUCACGUCCCGUCGGCGGCCCACCGAGUCCGGACGCGUCGUCAUGUACUACCGCUUCACGGCGCCGGUAGCGUGCAUCACCGCCAACAGCUCGUUCCUCUUUGCCGCGACGCUCGCCGGCCUCGAAGUGUGGUCGCUCUGGAGUCCGUGCCAGCACGUGGCAGCGACCAAGGCCCUCGAGAGCCUCUUCCUCCCGCAGCCGUCGUCGCCGCAGCUGCUCGGUGUCCGCCCGCUACCGUCGCCGGCGUACGCCAUCGUGGCUCUGGACGCACACGUCGUCGUCCUCACAUGCCCGCCAGGCGCUGUCCACACGCGGUACCUCUCGCAUGCGUCGGCGGCACCGAUGCACGCCAUGCCGUUCGAGCUGCGGUCGCACACUGCUCGCCACGACGCCCUCGGCGACGGCCAAGUGUUUGUCUAUCCCCAGAGUCCGCCCGCGACCAUCUUUGCCUCGGCCAAGGCGGCAACGCUCGGCGACGAGGUGUCGGCCGACCAAGUCGAUCUGCUCCUGAGCCUCUUCUCGCUCUAUCGGUUCCGCGCGGAUGUCGGCCUCGGUGUGCUCACGGGCAGCACGACGUCGCUUCCGCCCAAAGAGGCGGCGGCCGUGCGCCUCGAAGCCAAGCUCUACGACGGUCUCGCGCGCGCCUGCGCGGCUCACAUUGCGCAUCUGUACACGACGCCGUUGCACCGCAAUCUGACGCGGGCGGCGCUGCUCUACGUCGCCUCCAACGUCUCGUCCCGGGACGUGCUCCUGCGCUUCCGCAGCAUCGACGACGCCGACGCGGACGUGAUCGACGCGACGGCCUUGUACCUUGAGGCGUUCCUCUUCCCGAAGAAGGACCCGGCGCUGUACCUCGGGCUCACGGCCCCGGUGCUGCCGGACGCCGAGUCGGCCGACCCGACGUUCACGAGUGUUGUGUUGCGGCACUAUGGCGACGGCGCGCCCGAGCAGCUCGCGCGCCUUCUCAUCGACUCGUCGCUGGUGUGGAGCCUCAUGGAUCUUGACUUUGGCCUCAACGUGCUCCGGGGCGCGCGCCACAAGACCGUGCUCCUCCGCGUCGCCAUGCUUGUGGCCAUCGUGCGCGCGAACCGGGGCGCCCGAGAAGAAGUCGCCGCGUUCGUCGACGCCAAGGCCGCGUACCUCCCUGGCGCCAACGCCUACAGCUACGAGACGCUCGCCGACCAAGUGAGCUGGCUCGCAGAGAACUACCCGGACCCACUCGUGCACCUCUGCGUGACGCACCCCGAGUUCCUCAUCCAGAAACACCCGACGUCGCUCGACGAAGCCGCGAUCACACCGGGCUACUACCGGUCGUGGCUUGCCGACGCACUCGGGGCGCGCGCGCCGCUCAAGCUCCUCUCCGCGCUCGAGCUCAUCGUGCACAGCGCACUGGGCCACGGGAAUGUGUUUCCGACCGUCGUCGCCUUUGCGCUGGGGGUUCUCGGCGAACCUGGCGUGCGCGCGUCCCAACGCAUCGUCCACGGACUCGCGACCGCGACCCAUGACUUUGCACCGGGCGAAGAACUCGUGCUCGCGACGUUGCACUUCAUGCUCGUGCACUUGCGCACGCACGAUGUGCCGCUCGCUCCAGUGGCCAAGGAGCUUCUCGUGUGCAUUGUGCGUCUGAGUGCGAGCGGCGAGGAUGCGCAGGCCUCGGUCGCCAAGACCCUCUCGACCCGGGCGUCGCUGCUGCCCAAGAAGAUCGUGCAGCCGCUACCGGCGUUCGUCGCGCCCUUCUUGGCGCUGACCACGUCGCCAAAUGCGUCGCCUCAUGUCCAGCAGACGCUGCAGACCCUCUACCUCCUCGCCUGCCACCUCGUGCACGACGCAUGGAUCGAGCCCGAGGACGUACUAUCCGAUGUCGCGAUAGUCCAGAGCCCGGUCGCAGUCUUGCUGCAGCUGCUUCUCUUCCCGCUUGUUGGCCGGCUUGGUGACGGCCUCGCCCUACUGGCCGCGACCCAUGCGUACCACAGCUUGCUCGUUCCGUACGCGGUUGUGUACUGCACUUCGCUCUCCGAGUGGGCGAUGCUCCUCGACCUGCUCUUCCCGCCCGAGAUGGCGAGUGUGCUGGACGAAGCCUUGUUGCAUCUGAGUGUGACGCUGUCGCCGGACGACCUCUUGAUGCUGCUGCCCGACACCCUUCCCGCCGACGUUGUGCUGGCCGCCAUCGAAACGAGCGUUCGCAGAGCUGCCCACGCCGCCUAAGACGCACUGCAACAUUCAUUUCUUAGGAUAACUCAACGCAGCUACUCAUGUGCUGUGGUCCGAGU